GGGCAGUGACGGCGGCACCGCAGAGAGGCAGGCAGUGUCGCAGACCGCGGGGCUGCCAUGGAGGUGCUGAGUGGUUGAACCGGUAACUUUCUGAAGGGUGAAUGUGAGGCGGUGCUGAUUGGGACGAGAUGGAGCUGUGUAGUGGACCCACCAGGUCUCUUCUCGUGCUUCUCAUCCUGGUGCUGGAGCUUCAGCUGAGCACAAGUGCUUCUUUUGCUUUCAAACCGCGGCGGUGGGGCCUGCGCCGACUGCGGAGACCGCGCCGUCAGCGGCCCGUGGCCUUUGGCGAGGCAGACGCGUCGCGAGGCGCCGGCCCCUGGGGCAGUUGGGAGCCCGAUGGGCCCUGCUCGCGCUCCUGUGGCGGCGGGGUCAGCCGGCAGGUCAGAACGUGUCAGCGGUUCAGGCCGGACGGAUCAUCCGAGUGCUCCGGACCCGAUGUCAAGUACCAGUCCUGUAACGUUCAGGCGUGCCCAGCUGGAACGAAGGACUUCAGGGCAGAACAGUGUUCAGAAUUCGACGAUGUGCUCUUCGAAGGAAAAUACUAUAAGUGGGUGCCGUACACCAAGGCUGCGAAUCCGUGCGAGCUCAACUGUCAGCCGCAAGGGGAACGGUUCUAUUUCCGGCACCGAGCCAAGGUGGCGGACGGCACCAGAUGUGGCGAGAAUCAGCGCGACAUCUGCGUCAACGGAGUCUGCAGGCCGGCCGGGUGUGACCGCGUUCUGGGCUCUCUUCUGAGAGAGGACACAUGCCGAGUGUGUGGUGGCGAUGGCAGCACCUGCAACACCGUGGAGGGAACGCACGACUCCAACCAGCUAAAACAAGGAUAUAAUGACAUCCUACUCAUCCCUGCCGGGGCAACGAAUAUUCUCAUCGAGGAGGUCCGAACGUCGAACAACUACCUAGCGAUGCGGAACAUCUCCGGCCACUACUAUCUGAACGGCGACUGGCGUGUGUCGCCUCCGUCUAGCCAGCAGUUCGCCGGCACCACCUUCCACUACGGCAGGAACAAGAUCGGCUUCUUUGGGCCGGAGCAGCUGAGGGCCCUGGGACCAACCACCGAGCCGCUGUAUCUGGUGCUGCUGUACCAGGACACCAAUCCCGGGAUCCAGUACCGGUACGGUAUGCCCAAGACGGUAUCUGAGCCGAGCAGGGAGGACUACCGAUGGCAGCCCGGCGACUGGUCCGACUGUUCGGCAGAAUGCGGCACCGGCGAUCGCCAGAGGAAACUGACCUGUGUCGGCGAGGAUGGCCAGGAGGUCUCUGACGACCUCUGCGAUCCAAAGGAGAAACCUGAACAGUCAGAGGCCUGCAACGAGCAGCCAUGUCCGGCAAGCUGGCGGGUUGGUAACUGGAGCAAGUGCUGGGCCGACUGCGGUCAGGAGGGCGUCCAGACUCGGCCGGUGACCUGUCAGCAGAGGAUCACCGCUCAGGUGAACGCCUCUGUGGCCGAUGAGCUGUGUGAGGAGACCGGUGCGGAGAGGCCGGAGGAAGUGCGCCCCUGCGCCGCCGGACCCUGCGCGGCCUACCACGUCGGCGAUUGGUCACCGUGCGACGUUCUGUGCGGGGACGGUCAGCGGACUCGGCAGGUGGUGUGUCACCGUCAGACCAGUCUCACCACUGAGCUCCUGGCCGACAGCGAGUGUGAGGAGCCGCCACCCAAUGCCACCAAACCCUGCAGCCGACGCCCCUGCGAGGGAGUCGACUGGGUCACCACGGAGUGGAGCGGGUGCUCGGGAGUGUGCGGCCUGACUGUUCAGACUCGCGGUGUCCACUGCGCCAACGACGAGGGACACCGGUUUGACGACACGUUCUGCCAGUCGUCCCGACGUCCGGCGUCCAACCAGAGCUGCAGCGGGGCGCCCAGCUGCGCGUUCCGCUGGUACGCCACCGAGUGGACGGAGUGCUCGGUCGACUGCGGGCCCGGGCUGCAGAGCCGCGAUGUCUUCUGCGGCGCCCUGGACGAGCAGAAACGCGUCACUACUGUCGAUGACUCUAACUGUGACCCAGCCAAGCGGUACGAGGCGACUCGCGCCUGCGAGGAAGCCACUCCGCCGCCGUGCCCGGCCACCUGGCACUCGUCACCAUGGGGACCGUGCUCGGCCUCGUGUGAGAAGGGCUCUCAGACGAGAAAGGUGUUCUGUUCGGACGGCACCGGUCGGGUGCCGCUGGACCGGUGUGACGGAAAGACAAUCCCGUAUACUCUGCGGGACUGCAACGACAUCUCCUGUGCCGACGCAGAGCUUCUCAAGCAACUGGAGGUGGCCACGCAAUCAUACAUUCCUGGCUCUGCUGAAGACGACUGCUUGGUGGACUAUGAUUAUGAGGAACCGGUGUGGGAAGGCAGUGGCAGCGGAGAAGGAGAACCCACAGAAUACCGGCCACCUCAGGCAUCCUUCGACGACCUGCUAGCACUCGCUUUCGACUCCAUCACUGACGAGGAGGUCGGAGACGCCAGCGGCGCUGAGACGGAGACAGAGGAGACCUCAGGAGAUGACCAGCUUCCUGCAGAGGGGUCUACAGAAGGCGGAGACGAUGAUAACUCUGGAGAUGUCUCCGGCGAAGGAGAGAUGUUGUCAGAGACGGAGGAACCCACCACAGAGCCGCCUGAUCCAAACCGAGGAGACCAGGCGCCGACGCGGAGACGGAGAAGGCGGAGACAAGUGGGUAUUGGAGACGAUCUCACAGGAAUGUCAGACCCCACCGACCUUCUGGACGCACUUGAUAGUCUGGGAACAGGUGAUUAUGGAGAGUAUGACCUUCCUGACGAUUACUUCAGCAGUCUGGGAGAUGGAGGUUUGGCAGGGUCUAGCUUGGAAGACAACGGUGCAAUAGUAAGCAGUUCCGAAGACCCUGCAUUAGUAGAUGAGAAAUCCACGAGUAAGCCAGAAGGAAGUUCUACAGUUGGAGACGUUGAUGUGAGCAACACAACCUCAAAAGCUGCCAAGACUGAAAAUUCAGCCGACGGAGUCAGUUCCACAGACGAUUCGCGUUUAGAAAACACAAUAACGGAAAGUUCGAACUUUGGAAACGAGACAGACAGUAACGCUCCGUCAGAAGAUGCUGGGCCGGGAACUUCAACUUUGAGUGAUGACGGACUCGGAAUCGGAACAUCUGAAAAUGAUACAUUGGAGGAUGCUAGUUCGUACGAUGCUGAUUCAGGGGUUAGCUCGGAAAAUGCCACCACUGAAGCACAAGACUCGGCACUGGGAGAGACGGGUCUGAAUGUCACCGUUCCCGAUGAACUAUCUCCGACAAACACAACAGCACCGUCGGACACGGGGACCCGACCUCCAGUCGGGACUGUGGACCCCACUCAGCCAGACUGGCUGGACGCCCUGAAUGGUGGACUGGGCGCCGGGCGCCUGUAUGACGAUUAUCCGGGAGGUGCAGACUUUGAGGACCUGUUUCCGGAGACUGGGCUCUCGGACGGCUCGGGGGCCGGACCGGCGGCGGUCGGUCGCAGGAAGUGUCGUCAGCGCCCGGCGCGGCUGCUCUGCGGCCCCAGCACAUUUGGCUGCUGUCCCGACGGGCUGACCGCCGCGGCCGGGCCGUUCCUCCAGGACUGUCCGCAGGUGGAGUCGUGCCAGCGGACGCGUUUCGGCUGCUGUCCAGACCGAUUCACCCCGGCCGGUACCGAGGACCUCUCUGACUGCGAGCCGGCGCCGCGCUGCGGCCUCUCGCUGUUCGGCUGCUGUCCCGAUAACUUCACCUCCAGGGAGGACGGCGAGGGCACCAACUGCCCACCGGCCGGGCCGAACUGCCUCGUCUCCAGGUUCGGCUGUUGUUCUGACGGUGAGACUGAAGCCCAGGGACCGCUGGAAGAGGGCUGUCCGCGACUGCGACCCACUCCGCCGCCCUCACUGGACGCCGGCCAGGAGAAUGUCACCGCCGUCAACUGCACUGAGACCGAACACGGCUGCUGCUCAGACGGUGUGUCGGUCGCCGAGGGUCCAGAUGAGCUCGGGUGUCCACCCGCCUGCGCCGCCUCUACCUUCGGCUGCUGUGAGGGCACUGACCUGCCGGCGCACGGGCCCGACCAGCAGGGCUGCUGCAUCAACGCCCAGUUUGGCUGCUGUCCGGACAAUGUCAGCCCGGCCAUUGGACCCAACCUGGACGGCUGCGGCUGCGAGUACUCUGUCUACGGCUGCUGUCCCGAUGACGUCACGCUGGCCCGCGGGGCCGCGCUGGAGGGCUGCGGCUGUCAGUACACGGAACACGGCUGCUGCCCCGACCAGUACACGCCGGCAGCCGGAGCGGACAGCUUUGGCUGCGGCUGCCACACGUUCCCCUACGGCUGCUGUGAGGACGGCGUAACACCGGCACAGGGACCCAGUCAGGAAGGCUGCAGCUGCAACGACUACGUGUUCGGCUGCUGCGCCGACGGCCGGACGCGGGCCUCAGGAGCCAAUCAGACCGGGUGCGGCUGUGAGACCAGCGAGCACGGCUGCUGUCCGGAUGGUGUCAUUGCCGCCGCCGGACCCGACUUCCAGGACUGCGAGGAGCGCCCCGUCCCACUCGGAGAGAUGUGCAGUCUGCCGAAGCAGCGAGGGCCUUGUCGCAACUUCACCGUGCACUGGUUCUUUGAUAUGGAGUACGGCGGCUGCUCCCGCUUCUGGUACGGCGGCUGCGACGGCAACAUCAACAGCUUCGACACAGAGGAGGACUGCAAGGCGACCUGUGUUCAGCCCCAGGGCAGGAAGGCCUGCGAGCUACCAGUCGUUCGUGGCCCGUGUGAGGGUGACUACCCCUCGUGGGUGUACCGGACCGAGUCAGAACGCUGUGAGCCCCUCUCCUACGGCGGCUGUCUAGGAAACAACAACAGAUUCGAGAGCCUUCAGCAGUGCCAGGAGCGCUGCGUCGAACCGGAUAUUCUCGACCCGUGUCGCCAGGAAGUGAAGCCAGGACCCUGCCGUGGCUCCUUCCCACGAUGGGCAUUCGACGCAGCCAGUGCUACCUGCAUUCAGUUCAGCUAUGGCGGCUGCCAGACGAAUCUGAACAACUUCAUGACUGAACAGGAGUGUCUGCACCGCUGUACCAGACCGGGAGGCAAAGGUGUCUGCUCUCUGCCGCGUGUGGAGGGCUCCUGCGAGGACCUGCUGCCGCGCUGGUACUUCGACUACGGCUCCAGCCGGUGUUCUCCGUUCUACUACACUGGCUGUGAUGGCAACGUCAACAACUUUGUCACGGAGUCCGAGUGCCAGGCCGCCUGUCCCGAGCAACUGUACGCGGCCGAGGCGUGUGCAGACGAACUGGACGUGGGCCCGUGCACCAACUUCACCACCCAGUUCUGGUACAGCACCGCCGAGCGGCAGUGUCAGCCCUUCCAGUACGGCGGCUGCGGCGGCAACCGGAACCGCUUCGGCAGUCUGGCCGAGUGUCAGCAACGCUGCGAGGCGAGCAGCGACCGAGUGGACGCCGUCGCCUUCCAGACAGAAUGGUGUGAGCUUGAGGCCGACGCCGGUACCUGUAACGGAACUGAGGAGCGAUGGUACUACGACACUACUACGGGCCGCUGUGCACAGAUGGUCUACUCCGGAUGCGGCGGCAACGGCAACCUCUUCACCAGCCAGCAGCAGUGCGAGAGACAGUGCGGCGCCACACAGGACGUGUGCUCUCUGCCGCGGGUGGUUGGCCCCUGCUCUGGCUCCCUCGUGCAGUUCUACUACGACUCCCGGCUCCGGCGCUGCCUCGAGUUCGACUACAGCGGUUGCCAGGGCAACGCUAACCGGUUCAACACGCUGGCGGCGUGCGAGGCGCGCUGUGGGGCCGACUCAGAGGUCACCGGGUCACCGCCGACCACCGUCGCCCCGGUCACAGAUGACCCCGGCGACCCCAGUGACGCCGUGUGUCAGCUGCUGCACGACCCGGGCCCAUGUCGAGAGCCGACCCGGGCCUGGUUCUACCGUGCCUCGGAGGGCCGGUGUCGGCAGUUCACAUACGGAGGGUGUGGAGGAAAUGAUAACAAGUUUGUCAGCGAGGAGCAGUGCCGACGCCGCUGCGGCGAUUACAAGGGACAUGACGCGUGCUCGCUGCAGCCGUCGGCAGGAGAGUGCACUAGCAGUCAGAUCCGCUGGCACUACCACCGUCCGUCGGCCACCUGUGUACCGUUCAGCUACACGGGAUGCGGAGGAAACGCCAAUCGCUUUAGCAGCCAGGAGGAGUGCCGCGCCAUCUGUGUGGGAGGCUCGGAGCUGCCGGUACCGGACAGUACCGCCACCGAGAGGCCCGCCGAGCCGGACACGGCUUUGGCCACGUCACCAGCUCCCCCACCGGCUGAGAUGGACCCUGCCGACUGCACCGAGGCCAGGACCCACUGCAGCCAGCUGGCGUGUCCAUUCGGAGUGGAGCGGGUGCUGGACAAGAACCUGUGCGAGCGGUGCUCGUGCUACCUGCCCUGUAGCCUGGUGACCUGCGGCUCGGCGGAACGGUGUGUCAUCACCCAGAGCAGGGACCAGGAUGACGGCCUGGUCAUAAUGGCUGCCUGCAGACCCACGAACAAGACGGGCAGUUGUGCCGAGCCGGAGGAGGCCACAGAGUGCACAGAGCCGCGGCUACGGGGGUGCUCGGACGACGCCGACUGCCGCAACAACCUCAAGUGUUGCAGUGACGGCUGCACGGAGCGCUGUUUGCCGCCCGAGGGUCAGGAGGAGACUACAGUCACCGAGGGAGCCCCAAGAGCCCGAACUCCGUCCACAGACACGCCACCUACCGAGCAGCCGACCUCCCCCGCUGUGACGCCCGCGACCACUUCGGCUCCCAGUGAGGAGGAUAAGACACAGGAGACGACACCAGCAGUGCCAGACCCUCGGGCCCGUAUCGUGGACGCCUCCUCUACCGUAGACGCUGCGGAGGGCUCCCUGGCUGUGCUCCGGUGUGUUGUUGAGGGAGACCCAGAGCCCAUCGUCACCUGGAGCCGCGGAUCAGAGAAGGUGGACACCAAAGGCGACCGGUACCGGCUGGAGGGCCACUCGCUGCAGAUAGUCGGGGUCCGACCCGAGGACAGUGGCGAGUACACCUGUACGGCCGACAACUACCGCGCCGAACCCGACCGACGCACCAUGACACUCAACGUCACAGACCCGGAGCCGGCGCCGGCUCAGGUGGUGCGGCCGGCCGCGGAGGAGCUCCCAGUGGCCGACCUGGGCGGACCGGCGCUGAUCCGGUGUCACGCCUACGGCUGGCCGCCGCCGGUGGUCACCUGGUGGCGCGAGCGCCGCCUCCUGCCGCGCUCCUCUGGCCAGUACCUGCAGCAGCGGCACGGACGGCUGCGCGUGGCCGUGGUGCGGCUCGGUGACCUGGGCGGCUACACGUGCCAGGCGUAUAACGGCCGCGGCCGGCCCGCCAGCUGGACGGCCGUGCUGCGCGCCUACGGACCCGUCGAGGCGCCGCCGCCGGCGCUGUGGCCGUUCCUCAGGUUCAUCGUCAACGUCGCUCCGACGGAGGGCCCGCAGACGGAGAGGGAGCCGGAGGGACAGAGUGGGGAGGGCGCGGACAAGGUGCCGGAGUCGGCCGAGAGCCCGUUUCCGGCCCGCCGGCCCGGUCAGACGCCCUACAGUCCCGAGUACGCCCGGCCGCCGGGAUCAGUAUCCGUACGGGUCAGUAUCCGCCUGCCGGAUCCGACGGUGCCCGUGGGCGGCGAGCUGCGGAUCCCGUGCCGCGCCUCUGGCCGUCCGAAGCCCACAGUCACCUGGUAUAAGGACCGAGAGCCGAUUCGGCCCAGCGAGAGACGCAUCAUCAAGGGCUCUGAGCUGAUUGUGCAUCGCGCGCAGCCGUCUGACGCCGGUACCUACCGCUGUAGGGCUUCCAACGCGUACAGCACUGCCGAGAGCACCGUCACAGUGGCGGUCAAAGGUGUAUACGUCGACCCGAGCUGCACGGAUAACCCGUUCUUCGCCAACUGUCCGCUAAUCGUGGCUGCACGCUACUGCUCCAACCAGUACUACGCCAGGUUCUGCUGCCGCUCGUGUACGCUGGACGGCCAGCUGGAGCCAGGCGGUGAUCACCUCAGGAAUACCGAGUACUUCAAGGGCGGUCAGUCUGGUGCACAGAACAAGGUGCUGGCUCCGGGACCGGUGACGGUUGCGGGCCGACGCCGGCUGCCGCGCCGCCGUCGUCUCAGGAAACUCCGGGUCCGGUUCGGAUCCCGACGGAGGCCGCGUCCUAGGCCCAUUCCGAGACCCAGGACGCAGCCCAUCGAGCCCUAAGGAUGCCCCAAGGUUAUUCGGUUCAAAGGUGAACAUACAGUAAAUGAUGUGGAGACCCAGAUGACUUCAGAAGUCAGACGAGACAUUCGAGCGAGCGCGGAAGGCGAUCGCCAAGUGUUAGCGACCAUGCGACAGCCCAGGGGCGGUCUCGAUCCGCGCUAGCUGCAUUCCUGCGCGUUGAUUGUACAACUAACCCAGUCGGCGGGGCUCAUAUAAUUCUAUCGCCGAUGCUCACCAAACGCGCACUCCGCUCGAAACGGAGUGGGGGUCUUCGCAGUGCUUUAGAACCCGGUGCCCAAAACUGUCGAGUUGCAGUGAUUCGCUCGUCUGAGCUAGCCACUGCCAAUGGUCACCGUCGGGUCAUAUCCGCCUGAAAACGCGUCUAUAAUGCUUUGGAACCAGCAUCUGCCCGGGACGGCGGAUUGAAGAGUGUGCGGACGGGGCGGAUAUCUCCGAUUCUCCCGUCUUCUGAUAACUUAGCGAGUUCGAUCACCAUUAUAUUAGCAACCGGAGUAUGUUGUAAGAAAGUGGUGCUUGUCUUGGGCGAGCAGUCCUCUGAAGACCGUAAUGUUGCAAGAUGCUUUUCGAAGUAUUGCCUCUUGCAUUGAGUACCUAUUGUGCUAACCAAAGUGCCUGAUACAAAAAUGACUAUGCGUCAUCAAUUAUAUUAACAGCAGACGUUUGCAUUGGGUUAAUUUGUACAUACCAUAUGCACAUUGCGACAGAGCAGCAUGAAUCGUCGUUUGCCGUUAUGAUUGACUCAUUCGUGUUGCACUGCAAAGCAAGGCGCUGAUACGGGUAAAAUGCACCCGCUUAUCACUGCCGAAUUCAAUUAUUCGAUGCUGAAAUAAAACAAAAUCGCAGUAUACCACUGAUAUAUAGUUUCAAUGUUACCACGACCAGUCUCGUGUAUCCUAAAAAGUCGUAGGUCAGAAAGAAUCUU
Messenger RNA from Amphibalanus amphitrite, 9147 nucleotides. Its product is annotated as papilin-like. Gene Ontology annotation, biological process: extracellular matrix organization. Gene Ontology annotation, cellular component: extracellular region; extracellular matrix. The transcript is spliced from 46 exons. Bases 129 to 8204 code for a protein of 2691 amino acids. Gene Ontology annotation, molecular function: serine-type endopeptidase inhibitor activity; metalloendopeptidase activity. The record is from RefSeq and is a predicted model, not a curated record. Lineage: Eukaryota; Metazoa; Arthropoda; Thecostraca; Balanomorpha; Balanidae.